CUCCGCUUCAUUUGUAAAGUAGCGCACGCCAAACUCCGUUCCCUUUCAUCCCAGUACGAUUUGCAAGCACUGUGAAGUUAGCAGAUGGAAGAUAGCGCAUCACUAGCGGGACCUCACCUAGUACAGUGACUCAGAUUUGCUGUGGGACUACUCUUAAUGAAAAAGACCACGUCUUCCGGGCGACAGAGUUGGUUAAAGCGGUAAAGGAAAACUCCCCAUCACACAUCGAGUACUCUAGACCGAAUUCCAUAAGUGAAGAAAUUAACCGUGUUGAGCUGAUCGUGUUGUUAGACUUUGGAAUUUAAUAAUUUUCAUUGCCUACUUUGGAUCCAUUUUUUCUCUUCUAAUGGAAAUGCGAUUUACAUAAUUACAAAAAAUUGGACUUUAUUUAAGAAGUGGUUGCAGAAAGUUUUUAUUGUGAAAUGUGACGGAUGUACUAUUGUUUUAAUGGCGUUCCUCUCCGAUGAUGAAAAAGAAGUUGUAAAUAGAGAUGGCUAGAAUAAAAAUACUUUUCGAGGAGUUUAAGUGGAUAAUAAUUCUUGUUCUCUGUUUAGAGGUUUCAGGAAGGAAUCGAUAUAAAAAGUACAUAGAACCAAACUUUGUCCAGAAAGCCAACAAUAUUACAGUGCACAGGGGCCAGACAGCAGUCCUAGAGUGUACUGUGGAAAAUUUAGGACCGAAAACGGUUGUUUGGAGAAAAAAAUCGGACAGUUAUGUCCUUUCUAUAGGGGAUAGAAUGUAUGCAGAUAUUGAAGAAAUGAGUGUGGAUGUUUCCAGAUCUCCUAAGUACGACCGAAUCCAGACUGAUUUGAUUAUCAAACACGCCCAGCCGAGUCACAGUGGUUUAUAUGAAUGUCAAAUAAGCUCCAAAAAGGGCUAUAAUUUUAUCGUGCAGCUAAAUGUGCUGGAUACUCAACCAGCAUAUGAACCUGCUCUAACGAUAAAUGGCUCCGUGUAUGUAAGUAGGUUUUCCAAAAUAAGCCUCACCUGCAACGCAACGGGUGCAGUCAGGGCACCAGAAGACAUAGACUGGUUCCAUAAUGGACAGAAAAUACGUCAAAAUGAUCCCCACUGGCGCCACCGAACCCUCAUUUAUAAAUACCAGGAGGUUCCAGGACGGUCUCUGGUCAGUAACCUAUCGGUAGAACGCGCGAGAGAUGAGGAUGCUGGGACCUACAUCUGUAGGAGUUCGGACAAAGACACCAAGAGCAUCACGGUACACGUCCUCAAUGCCGGCAAAGAUAUCUCUGAAAGAGAAGUUGGCAAUGGUAUAUCCUCAAAACACGAUCAUCAAACAUUAGAAAACAACUGUAGUUCUCAGUGUCGUCUGCUGAAUGUCCUGUUAUUGGUGACGUCAGUUCUGCUUGUCAAUAGGUGAUGAAGAUGAUCUUUCGAUAGGUAACCUAUUGAUAUUUACAUAUCGGGACAUGUGCCUUACAUCACCCAAUGAUGAUAUUUGCGUUAAUUUCUGCGGUGAGCAGUCGAUUUCAGAAGAUAUAUUGCACGUUUUGUUCAAUGGCUAGAUCGAUUUGAGACACUUGGUAACUGGACACCUAGUGAGCAGAGGAUGGAACUCUUGAUUUGUUACUGGUGGGUAAAAUUCCAGAUGCAACUAACGCCAGACAAAGUUGGGAAGUCAAUAGUCUUUUAGCGACAUCUUCAUGUGGCUUUUGCUUUUGAGAAAGCUUUAAGUUGACAAAUAUUUGAACUGGUAAACAUUUGCAUGGAUUUUUUUUUAUACAUUGUACAAUAUUGUUUUGCAGCUCAUUUACAUUUGGCCGUUACAGGUACAUUCUACACUUUGAAAGUGCUGAAAACGGCAUAAAUUUAAACAAUAUAUGUGUAACGGCCAGUAAUACUUUAAGGAGGGUUUUGUAAAGCCUGUUUUAAGUUAUAUAUAUAUUUCAUGUUUCAACAUUCCACAUUUAUUGACAAUAAUGAAAUAUAAUCACAUUUUCGUGAUGCAACAGAGAAAGCAUGUGAUUCAUAAUCGUCAUUUCUUACCUAUAUAUGGUCAUCACAUCAAAUGAUAUACUGUUUUCAUUUCAAUCGUUAUCAUUAUAACAUAAAUUAUUUCAUUAUCUUUCAUGUUUUUGUUUCAAUUGUUCAAUAAAAUGUUAUUUAUU
Molecule: messenger RNA, 2126 nt
Organism: Saccostrea cuccullata (small rock oyster)
Lineage: Eukaryota; Metazoa; Mollusca; Bivalvia; Ostreida; Ostreidae
Product: immunoglobulin superfamily DCC subclass member 4-like
Exons: 10
Coding region: 491-1378 (295 amino acids)
Biological process (GO): synapse organization
Cellular component (GO): neuron projection membrane
Source: RefSeq, a predicted model, not a curated record